Notothenia coriiceps (black rockcod) is the source of this 2220-nucleotide messenger RNA. Its product is annotated as protein Shroom2-like. The annotation marks the transcript as partial. Gene Ontology annotation, cellular component: cortical actin cytoskeleton; apical plasma membrane; apical junction complex. The record is from RefSeq and is a predicted model, not a curated record. The transcript is spliced from 2 exons. Gene Ontology annotation, biological process: actin filament organization. Gene Ontology annotation, molecular function: actin filament binding. Lineage: Eukaryota; Metazoa; Chordata; Actinopteri; Perciformes; Nototheniidae.
GCCCAAAGAGUCGUCCACUAUAGAGGAGCAGCAUCAGAUCGGUUCGGUGAACAGCAUGGAGCGUCCCUCUCUCCCUCCUCCUCCUCCGGCAGGACGUCUUUCCCCGACUAAACACAGCGCCGAGUCGCUCUGUGGACCGGGAAGCAAAAAAGACUCUGGCUUCAGCUGCUUCUCCAGCAACCCCAGCCCUCCGUUUAACGACCCCGGCACAUCUGAGAGGAAGGGUACCACCAGCACGGAGAACAUUUUCUUUAAAGGCCCUCCGAGUGAAAGGCCUCCCCCACGAUACCUGCAGCCCACACUGGGGAACGGAGGAUGGGAGGGGUCGAGAGGCGAGGAAACCCCUUCCUCUCGGGUCUCCGUCGCUAUGAGAGCCAACAUGGGCCCCGUGUGGCAGGUACCAGAGAAGAAGAAGUCCCAGUCCCCUCCUCCUCCCCCUCCUCCUCCACCUCCUCUGCGCAGCGACAGCUUUGCAGCCACGAAGGUGUUUCCUUACUCAGAAGCAAAAACCCACGGCAGGUCGUUUGAGAAACUGACAGAGAAUAACAACCAGAAUAGCCUCAGAUCCCACCAGGAGAAAAGCACUGAGGCCAGACGUAGCUUAAACCCCCUCCCCACCAAAGACUUCAUCCACCCUAAAACAGCAUCUGACCACAACCACAACCAGCUGCCCCCCGACAAACUCUUCUCCCUGUCCAGUAAUGAUGUCAGGCAGGCUCACUACACCCAGAUACCUGCCCACCAGAGGCAAUACAGCGACGAAAGCCCGCUCUACCUGCAGAAAAGGUCAGCUCCCCCCACUAAGAUCCAGAGCGUAGGAAGCUAUUAUCGCAGCCUUCAAGAUCUGCCAACGAGAGCUUUCAGCCGCAAACACGUCCGGCACUCCACAGCAUCCGUGGCUAACCCAAACCUGGAGAACGGGUGGAGAAACAGAUACUACGGCCUGGCAAACAAGCAUCCUGUUCAGAGUGCUGAGCUGCAGGCGAGGCAGGGGAAGGCGGAGGGCUGGAGGGGGGAGACGGAGAAACCCCACAGGGUGAGCAGCUGUGAAGCAGGCUUCCUAGGGUCCAACGUUAAAGCUAAAUACCCUCUACCUCAGUCCCAGCUGCCUCACAGCGGCAGUCACUCCCAUCAGGGAGAACUCUCCAUUACAAGCCGCAGCUUAGAGGACGCUGCAAAGAGAGGUGAUGCAAGUGACACUAAGAGAUACUUCCCGACACAUCAAAGUAAUGAUCAUAAGACCAGGCACCAAGACCCGUGGGUGCCUCAGGAAGACCACAGGAUAUCCCCCCUGAAAACGCCUCUCCUACACUCCCUGGCCCAGGAGGGCAGGAGUCUGACGGCGAGGCAACCAUCCGCUCAGCCGCAGGAGGCAGGCGACAACAUGGCGUCCAGCGGUGGAAAGUGUAUCCGCCGCAGCGACCGCUACGCCACCGUCCUCCGAAAUGAGAUCCAGCAGAAGAGAGCCCAGCUGCAGAAGAGCCGCAGCGCUGCAACGCUGACAUGUGAAGCCGAGGAUGAGGAGGCGGAGGAGUGGAGAUCCACGGAGACUUCUGGGGUCUCAAACACCUACAAGGACCACCUGAAGGAGGCGCAGGCGAGGGUCCUGCAGGCCACUUCCUUCCAGAGACGAGACCUGGAGCCUCUCGGACCAGAAGCGACGGUGGUGAAAACCUCAAACGGACGCAUCAGAGGACGCAAGCGCUUCCCUCUGGCCAAAAGGAUGCACUCCUUCUCAGAGCCUGACCAGAUAGACAAACUGGGAGUGGGAGGAGAAGCUCAAGCGGGGUCUUUCGGAGACAGGAAGAAGUUAUUUGAAGCCAAACCGGUGUUUUCUAGGCCUGUACUGAAACCCAGUCAGGGGUCAAACCUGAACACGGACCUUGUUGAGAAACAGAACGAGAGAUCUGGAGAGUCGGAGGAUGCUCUCAUAUCCACAGAGCUGGAACGCCUCAGCCCGGGACUCACGCAGGUCUUACUGGAGCAGCAGAGGCUGGGGACCUUCGCUGAGUACCAGGCAACGUGGAGCAAACAGAAGAAGUCCUCGGAGGCCAAGACGCAGGGCAGGUAUCACUCAGCGGAGAACAUCCUGGAUACAGAAGCAGAGGAGAAGCCCGUGUGCAUCCACGAGAGGUCCAGAUCUUCUCCCUCUGCAGACUUCUACACGCAGAAUAUUCCUUCACCAUGGAUCGACCCUCCCAGCCAGCAGAGCAGUAACAG